This is a messenger RNA of Salvia hispanica, 1746 nucleotides long. RefSeq lists its product as uncharacterized. NCBI's taxonomy places the organism in Eukaryota, Viridiplantae, Streptophyta, Magnoliopsida, Lamiales, Lamiaceae. The record is from RefSeq and is a predicted model, not a curated record.
UAUAUCGGUCCUAAUCCAGACAAACACUUUGUCCUUUCCUUGAAAAAGAUGAUUCCUUGUACCUCAAAGAACAAUUCCCUUUCCGCAUUCAACUCCAAAUUCUUCUUGCAUCACUACCCCAAUUUGUUGAAGUAGUUCCAUUUUGCUUGAAUUCAAAUCCCUCACACAAUUCUUGACUCUAUCUACCUUGAAAAGAUUCAAUUAUAUUGGUGUAUGCUGUUUGAUAAAUCUUGCUUGAUUAGCAUUGUUUGGAGCAAGAAUUUGAUGGGGCAAUGCCUCAGUGUUGAGAUAGAUGCUGCAUCUCAUCAAUUUGUAUAUAAAAUGGAUGUUAAGCCCUCCUUGUUCUCAAAGAGGAAAGGCUCCAAGUGUAUAGAGCUGAAUUCUUGCAAAAUUGAAGUGUUUUGGGAUCUUUCUGUGGCGAAAUUUGGAUCAGGGCCGGAGCCGUUGGGGUCUUAUUAUGUAGGUGUUGUGUGUAGAGAAGUGAUGGUUUUGGUCAUUGGGGAUCUGGCAGAAGUGGCAUUCAAGAAAGCUGGAGCAGCUGCUGCAGUUUCUAAAACAAUGCUUGUUGCCAAGAGGGAACAUGUUGUUGGGAAGAGGGUUUUUGGUACCAAGGCGCGAUUCUGUGAAAUGGGCCCGAUCCAUGACCUUAAGAUCGAAUGUGACACAAGGGGUGGUGAUGAUCCGUUUCUUGUGGUUUGUGUUGAUGCAAAAACAGUGAUGAAAGUGCAGCAUUUGCAUUGGAAGUUCCGCGGGAAUAGUACAAUCUUGGUUGAUGACAGGCCGGUUGAGGUGUUUUGGGAUGUCCAUAGCUGGUUGUUUGGUUCGAGCGUGGGGAGUGGGGUUUUCAUGUUUCAGACUAGUUUGUCAGCGGAGAAACUGUGGAGCAGCCCUUCUUCGCUCUCUGAUCCAUCUGGCUGCUCGUUGAGCUGCUCCGAGAGUUUCAAGGAGUCCAAAUCGAGAAGUCUUGGAUUUUCGCUAGUUUUAUAUGCUUGGAAGAGUGAAUAGGUAUAUAUUGAUUCUUCCUUGGUUGCUAACUUUUGAUAUUCUUUGAUCGGUUUAUCUUUGAUGGCGAAUUUGGUUGCUUUAGAAUUGUCAUUUUGUCACCAUAGAAUGUUAGCAAAAAUGCAUUAUGAUGCUUCAAUUCGAGUCUUUGUGAUUGUGAGUCAUUUCAUUGAGAAUUUCAUCUUGAUCCUUGGUCUUUUUGGCUGAAUGACUUUGUAAAUUAUCUUGUUUUGACAAGAGCCAUUAUAAAAUAUAAUCUCUGUUCCAUACAUCAAAUAAUACAUUAUUUGAUGAUAGAUUCAAUCAGAGCUUCACAUUUUCUAGUUGAACAAACAAUUUUCUUGUUGGUUCUACUUAGUUGGAGAUUAGGUUGCUGAAUACUACUAGCAUUUUUGUGGUAAAAUUUGUUACUAGAGAUUGAGUUAUCUGUGAUAUAACUAUUGUUGAAGAUAUUCAUGCUAGCUUCUUACUUCUAAGCAAUCUAAUAUACAUAUUAUUGUUACUCUAAACCAGCAUUUUAGACUGUGUUUCCUUUCUAUUAUGAUGCCAUCAUAUAUACAUGAAAAAAUGUAUAUAUGAUACAAGAAUGAAGAGAAGAAAACUGGCUUAGAACAGAGAAUGAGGGUAUUGUUUUUCUGUAUUUCUGCUUAGUUUUAGCUACUAAAUUGCAAAAUUUUCCAUGGUUAGUUAAAAGAAGAAAUUGGUUGAUGUUUUGACUAUAUUAGGUGACAGCUAUUAUGAAUU